This is a messenger RNA of Medicago truncatula (barrel medic), 429 nucleotides long. RefSeq lists its product as uncharacterized. Gene Ontology annotation, molecular function: nucleic acid binding; RNA-DNA hybrid ribonuclease activity. The coding region runs from base 1 to 429 and encodes 142 amino acids. The transcript has a single exon. Lineage: Eukaryota; Viridiplantae; Streptophyta; Magnoliopsida; Fabales; Fabaceae. The record is from RefSeq and is a predicted model, not a curated record.
AUGAUUCUCAAUGUUGAUGGAAGCGCGUUGACAAAUCCAGGAAAGGCAUGUUAUGGUGGUCUAAUUCGUAAGCACGAUGAAAGUUUUCAGCUUGGUUUCUUUGGUAGUGUAGGUAUCUCAAAUAUCCUACAUGCUGAAAUUCAAGCUCUAUUGACUAGCGUAAAGUUGUGUUGGGAUGCAGGAUAUAGAAAGCUCAUAUGUUACUCCGACUCUCUUCAUGCAGUACAAUUGAUAAUGAAGGAGACUACCAAGUUCCACCAUUAUGCAAAUAUCUUAGAACUCAUUCGAAUGUAUCUUGCUAAGGACUGGUCUAUUUCAAUUCAUCAUAUCAUUCGAGAGGGAAAUUUUCGUGCUGGCAUUCUUGCCAAGAUAUGGGAGCUAACCGUUCAAACCAUCUUGUUACUUUCAAUGAACCUCUUCAUUGUUUAG